Guillardia theta CCMP2712 is the source of this 798-nucleotide messenger RNA. RefSeq lists its product as hypothetical. The record is from RefSeq and is a predicted model, not a curated record. Gene Ontology annotation, cellular component: recycling endosome. NCBI's taxonomy places the organism in Eukaryota, Cryptophyceae, Pyrenomonadales, Geminigeraceae. Gene Ontology annotation, biological process: exocytosis. Gene Ontology annotation, molecular function: GTPase activity; GTP binding. The coding region runs from base 1 to 657 and encodes 218 amino acids. The transcript is spliced from 5 exons.
AUGUCGAAGGAUGAUGAGUAUGAUUACCUUUUUAAAGUUGUGCUCAUCGGCGAUUCCGGAGUAGGCAAAUCAAACUUGCUUUCACGCUUUACAAGGAAUGAAUUCAACCUCGAGUCAAAGAGUACAAUUGGAGUUGAGUUUGCAACUCGAAGCAUCCAAGUAGAUGGUAAAACUAUCAAAGCACAAAUCUGGGACACAGCUGGGCAAGAGCGUUACCGCGCAAUCACCAGCGCAUAUUAUCGUGGAGCGGUGGGCGCACUUCUAGUUUACGAUAUCGCCAAGCAUGUCACUUUCGAAAAUGUGGAUCGAUGGCUGAAGGAACUUAGGGAUCAUGCAGAUCAUAACAUCGUGAUCAUGCUUGUUGGUAACAAGAGCGACUUGAGACAUCUUCGUGCGGUUGCGACAGAUGAUGCGAGAGGAUAUGCCGAACAGAGAAACCUGUCCUUCAUCGAGACUUCAGCCCUGGACUCCACCAAUGUAGAGCAAGCAUUUCAGACCAUCUUGACAGAAAUCUAUCGCCUUGUAAGCAGAAGACCCAUGGAAGCAGGAGAGUCAGGCGAUUCGCCAAGUGUCGGUCAGGGAGAGAAAGUGAUCGUAUCGCGCGAGGAUGAGACCAAGGCAGCAGAGAGAAAGUCAAAGUGCAGCGGAAGUUGCUAAGGGGUGGGUCGAAUUAGGUGAUGCUGAAUAUGGAAGGACAAGAGGAGGACGAGCUCUCGAUCAGGGUCGGGCAAUUUGAGCAGGCUGUAGGUGAUUGCUUGAAGGACAUCACGAGCGAGGAUCCAGUCAUAAGGAUGAAUU